GCGGCCGCGGCCGGCUCGGGCCGGGCCCGUGGCGGUGUCGGCCCAGCGCGACUCGGGCUCGGUGCUCCGGGGCUCCAAGGACGUGUCGGUGUCGGUGCCAGCCCAGCGGGAUUCGGGCUCGCUGCCCCUCGCCCCGGGUCUCGGUGCCGCUGGGCUCUCGGUGCUCGGCAUGUCCCAGGCGCUCAUCCCCCAGGACAUUCUGAUCUGCUGUUCCCAUGACAAGCCACUGACAGCCAGUCCAUGCUCACAUCAAAACUCCACCUAUUCCUACCAAAACUACCAAGUGAGCAGCAUUACUGCUCCUGGAAAUGGAGAUGGCCUGAGCACUUACAUCAAGAUGUGGGCAGACACCCAGAGAGAGCUGGACACCAUGCUCCAGAGAGAGAGAGAGGAGUUCCUCCAGCCACAGGAGGACCGUGAGAAAGUGAUGAAGAUGUUGGCCACUGCCUAUGUCCAAUACCUGGAAAUCUUCCAGAAGCUGGAGGAGGCCCACGACCACCUCAUCCACCAGCAGAAGCGGGCGGCGGUUCGGCAGGUGCUGGACGGGGUCAUGGGCCGCAUCCUGGAGAUCAAGAAAGAGAUGGUGGCCCUGGAGAACUCCGAGUGUCACUCCAUGGACGGCAUCCUGAUGGAGCUACAGCGUGUCCCGGAAGACAUAGAAAUCCCCAUCCCAAAGUAUUUCAUUAAAGAAAACCUGGGAAUCCUGCAGGACAGGGAGAAAUACCUGCACGAGAUUUUGCUGAAUGCUGGUUUGCUGGAACAGGAACCUGUCACGGCCAUGACACUUGAGGAAGGCAUUAAAGUGAUCCAGGUGGCAGAACGGGCUCGCCAGGGCCGCGCCCGAGCAGCGUUCAUGAAGAGAAUUUACCUUGAAGAGAAAAGACAAAGUAAAAAAGAGGAGCAAGAGACAGGUAAAAGUCCAGAUGAUGCUGCCACUUGCAUUCAAAAGGUCUGGCGUGGGCACAGGCAGCGCAAGAAAACAGAGAAGCUGAGAGAGGAGGAAAUGAUAUUUCUGGGCAUGAGUCUGCCUCCUGACUUGGAGGCAAUGAGCAGUUUGCAGAAAGAAAAUGUCCUGCAAUGUGAAGUCCAGGAAAGAGAAGACUUCUCCUUCAGGCACGAGCUGAGGAGAACAGAGGGGCCCCACAUCAAGGAAACCCUCCAGGACCAGAUCACCCAGUGCUUCCUCGAGUGCAGGCAUAUCACAGGCAGGUUUCCUGACUAUCCCCCAGAGAAGACAGGCGGUUCCAAGGCUAUUUUUAUUGAAAAACAUCCAGAGCAGGUCCUUGAAGAGCUGGCUGCCAAAAAGGCAGAGGCAGAGAGAAAAGAAAAGGAGAAGAAUGGAAAAAAAGACAAGGAAACUGUGAAAAAGCCAAGUGAAAAAAAGCCACCAAAAGUUGGAAAGCAGGUAGUGGAUGAAAGCUGGAAAAUGGGUCCAAGCAAUUUCCUUUUGAUGCUGGAGGAAGGAAGCUCUCAGUACCAAGUCUUUUGGGAGAACAGAGAUAACAGAUUGGAUUUUCUCCAGGAUCAUGACCCAGAGCUGAUCAAAGGAGAGGAACGGGAGGAAGUGGAGGAAGAGAUCAGAGUGCAGGUGGAUGAAGUGAUGCAGCAGAAGCUGCUGAGAGUCAAACAGGCUGUGGAUGGAGAGACAGGUCCUCAGGGCAAAGCUGGGAAAGACAAGGGAGAAAAGACACCUGGGAAGAAAAAAAUACCCGAGCUGGAGAGAGAUCUGACACCUGACAGGACCAUUGAAUCCCUGUACCAGGAACUUGCAGAAGAAGGAUUGCUCAUCCAAGUCAAGAAUGUGAAUCUCUCUGACUACAUUGGCUACUACGACUGUCUGAGGAGCAUCCUUCGGGAGACAGGUGCCCAGCCCAUGCCCUCCAUCCCAGAAGUCAGACAGCUCGUGGCACUCUAUGGAAUAUUGCCCUUGGGUUCCCAAACUGUCCAUGAGAAUGCUCCUCUGGUGAAAUCCCUGUUGCUGGCAGGACCCGCUGGUGUUGGUAAGAAAAUGCUGGUCCAUGCCAUCUGCACAGAAACAGGAGCCAACCUCUUCAACCUCACUCCUUCCAGCACUGGGAAGUAUCCAGGCAGGGAUGGCCUGAUCAUGAUGCUUCACAUGAUUCUCAAGGUGGGCAAGGAAUUGCAGCCUUCAGUCGUGUGGAUUGGAGACACAGAGAGAGUAUUUUCCAAAGGGGCACCCAAGGGAGAAGAAGAGGUGAACUUCAAGCGCCUGGCAAAGGUGCUGCCCCUGUUCCUGAGGGCUCUGAAACCCAAGGACAGGGUUCUGCUCGUGGGCACCUCCAGCAGGCCCUUCGAUGCCAAUCUGGGACCUUUCUGCAAAGUUUACCAGAAGAUCAUUCUCAUCCCGAAGCCUGACUACCUGACAAGAUUUGCACUGUGGAAGCACUACAUCCUGCAGCGUGGUGGGGCCCUCACCAGGCUGGUGAACCUCAACUGCCUGGCCCAGGUGUCGGAUGGCUUCACCCAGGGACACGUUGUGGACGUGGUGCACGCUGUGCUGACUGAGCUGAGGCUGCUGCAGAUGGCCAGGAAGCCACUGAGGACUGCUGAGUUUGUCACUUCUCUGGCCAGACACGAGCCAGUGUACAAAGAGGAGGAAGAAACGUUCCAGGCCUGGUAUGCCAAGACCCCGCUGGGGAAAGCAUGGAGCACAGCACAGGCAGCAAAGGAAGAAGAAAAAGAAAAAGGAAAGAAAGGAAAAGGAAAAGGGAAAAAGUAACUUCCUCAAGGAUUUUUCACCUGGCCAUACCAGUCACAACUCUAUUUCUCUGUGAAGGCAUGGCAGAUUAAUGUUAAAGGUAUUCCAGGGAAGAGAAUUCCUCUCCAAAUGAAUUUUCUAAAGUUAAAAAAAAAAUUAAAAAAAAAAUCAGAUGAGAUGUAACAUGUAGCUCUCAGAGGAUAAAGAGUUAAUGACCACUGACUUGCUCAAGCAUUAUUUAUUCUAAGAGAUUUUAGGGGGCAGAAGGGUUCAUUACUCAGGCCUGUAACAUGCCAUCAACUUUUAGGCCAUACUCAUUUAUUUCAGCAAGUAACUCUACUUAAAAAUUGAUGUCACUUUGAAGUCUUUCAUUACUUUAAUAUCCUAUAUGCUUUAUAAAACUAACUGCUUUAUGUAUCUGUGGGUCUAAAGCGUUACAGUCCUCAAUAAAACUACUACAGCUCUAAAGACUGCUUUUUAAUUGGGAUGGAUUAGGAGGCACUUGGUGCAAUCCACCACAAGCUGAAUAUUUACACAGCUGCAGGAGGAACAGCACUUGCACCUUUUGAGGCCUCAGCACAGACAAAUUCAUAUACGUGAGUAUCAGGAGGAAGCAGGGCAGCCAGGUGGUAAUUUGGGUGGAUAUGCAGCAAAAUCUGGUUUUAAUCUAUUUUGCCAUAGAAAAUCAUGCCUAAUUUGCUUGUUUGCACAAACAGCAACGUGUUUGUUGCUUAAUGCACCUCGUUUACUUACAAAUCUGCAAUUUUGAGGGCAAAGGAUUUAUAAGGACACACUAGAGCUCUGGGACACCCUACAGGACACUGAUGGAGGCAGCACCACCCUCGUGUCAGGCACUGGAUCACAUUCACCAAGACCUUCUCUAAGUGAGAGCCACGAACACCUGUUCUUCCCUCUGAUCACGGAAUUCCUGUGUGGACUUGACAACAGGUACCUGGAAAUACAGAGCCCACCAUCCCCGGGGAGCUGAGGAACCUCUCUGUGCCUGCAUCAACAGCCUGGGAGGAGCAAGCUGGGCAGCACUGCUGGAAAAAGCUGCUGGGAAGGGGAUGGUAUUGAGCCCCUCCUGCUCCUAAGAGGCAACCAAAUGGAAAAAGGCACUCCUGGGAACAGGAAUGCCUGAGAAAAAAAGGCCUGGGAGGAUUCCUGGGUGUAA
Molecule: messenger RNA, 3893 nt
Organism: Vidua chalybeata
Lineage: Eukaryota; Metazoa; Chordata; Aves; Passeriformes; Viduidae
Gene: DRC11
Product: IQ motif containing with AAA domain 1
Exons: 20
Coding region: 170-2740 (856 amino acids)
Molecular function (GO): ATP hydrolysis activity; protein binding; ATP binding
Source: RefSeq, a predicted model, not a curated record